UAGGACUCUCUAAGAUAAGAGUGUUCAUGAGGCUGAGAAACCUUCAGACUACAGAGAUGUCUAUUGUUUCCUCAAAAAUGGCAAUCUCCUUCUUCUUCUUGGUUGUGGUAUCCGUGGCUGGCCUUGCAGAAGGCCCAUUCAAUCAUGAGUGUCAUGUGGAACACUGUGGAAGCUCUGACCUUCCCAUCAAGUUUCCUUUCCGAUUGAAUACCCAGUCAGAGCACUGUGGUUAUCCCGGCUUUAAUCUUUCCUGCACGAGCAGAAACGAAAUCCAGCUCCAGCUGCCAAACCUAGAGUUUCUUGUGGAAAAAAUUGACUACCAGUCUCAGACGAUUCUAGUAUCUGACCCAGAUAAAUGCUUUCCAAAGCAACUUCAGCAAGUCAAAUCUUACUACCCUUUCAAUUUCACAAACGAAAGCCCUGAUGACUUUGCCUUGUACAGUUGUUAUCCCCCAGAAAGAGAUUCGGCUUAUGGAACGUUGAUCCCUUGCCUGACAAAACCUGGCCAGAAUGUUUAUGCCUUUAGAUCCUCCCAGGACAUCACCAAUUUGCCAUUAGCAUCUUGUACAAAGAUGUAUAAUCUUCGGUCAUUUCCUGUAACUCCCGGAGAUCAUGAUAAUAUGCUUGAAUUGAAGUGGGUCACUCCCGAUUGCAGACGCUGUGCAAAGAACCAGAACUGUAGAUUGAAGAGCAAUGGUGGAAUAGAGACUGAGUGUUAUCCCAAAACCAACAAAGAUAUAAAAUCAAAGUUAGUGACUGCCGGUUCCAUCGUAGGUUCUUUUUUUUUAGCACUAGCGGUUGGUGCACUCUACCGUCUCUACAGGUAUGAUAAACUUGAAAAAGAAAAUCAAAUCAGGAUCCAAAGAUUUUUGGAGGAUUACAGGAAUUUGAAGCCCACGAGAUACUCAUAUGCCGACAUAAAAAGGAUUACGAAUCAAUUUGCUGAGAAGUUAGGUCAAGGAGCCUAUGGAACAGUGUUCAAGGGAAAGCUUUCCAAUGAAAUCUUUGUUGCUGUGAAGAUCCUGAAUAGCUCGAAGGGAAAUGGGGAAGAAUUCAUAAACGAAGUGGGGACAAUGGGUAGAAUCCACCAUGUUAAUGUGGUUCGUAUGGUUGGCUUUUGUGCUGAUGGAUUCAGACGAGCUCUAGUUUACGAGUACUUACCAAAUGAUUCUCUAGAAAAGUUUAUAUCUUCAGCAGAUGCCAAGAACAGUUUCCUUGGUUGGGAGAAACUACAAGAUAUUGCUCUGGGCAUUGCGAGAGGAAUUGAGUAUCUUCACCAAGGGUGUGAUCAACGGAUCCUCCAUUUUGACAUCAAACCUCAUAAUGUUUUGCUAGACCAGAACUUCAAUCCAAAAAUUUCUGAUUUUGGUCUUGCAAAGUUGUGUUCUAAGGAUCAAAGUGCAGUAUCUAUGACCACGGCUAGGGGAACAGUGGGUUACAUAGCACCCGAAGUGUUCUCUAGGAAUUUCGGGAACGUUUCCUAUAAAGCAGAUGUUUAUAGUUUUGGAAUGCUGUUGCUUGAAGCAGUUGGAGGGAGAAAAAAUGUUGAUGUCACGCCGGAAAACGUCGGCCAAAUCUACUUUCCGGAAUGGAUCUAUAAUCUUUUGGAGGAAAAAGAAGAUCUACGACUCUUCAUUGAAAGUGAUGAAGAUGCUAAAAUUGCAAAGAAACUCGGAAUUGUGGGAUUAUGGUGUAUUCAAUGGCAUCCAGCGGAUCGCCCUUCUAUGAAAACCGUUGUUCAAAUGCUGGUGGAAGGGGAAGGAAGUAACUUCACCAUGCCUCCUAAUCCCUUUGCCUCUGCAGGUUCUACAAGAAUGAUGAAUCCAACUAUCCCUCCAAGACGUCUAAACCAAGAGUUAGAAGCCAUCCCAGAGUCGGAGGAGUAAAAAAAUAUGUUUACUGCCAUCAUGAUAAAAGUUUUUUUUUUUUUUUUUUUUUUUAGGAGAGCGGUUUCCAACUUCAUAGCUCCAUUUUGAAAGUUAGGAUUCUGUGAAUCAGGUCACAUAACACUGUCAUAGAAGUCAUGUCAUUAUGGAAAUUAUUAGAACCAUUACUCUAGCAAUCAAUGUAAAGACUUGCAUGUGUGGACUUUUUCUUUGUGAAUUUUAUAAAAACAUUUAGUAUUUUGUUUUCCGAAGGAGAAUGAUAUGAUUGGUGAA
Molecule: messenger RNA, 2159 nt
Organism: Juglans regia (Persian walnut)
Lineage: Eukaryota; Viridiplantae; Streptophyta; Magnoliopsida; Fagales; Juglandaceae
Product: rust resistance kinase Lr10-like
Exons: 3
Coding region: 27-1886 (619 amino acids)
Biological process (GO): protein phosphorylation
Molecular function (GO): ATP binding; protein kinase activity; polysaccharide binding
Source: RefSeq, a predicted model, not a curated record